GUUUCUCUUUGGUUAGUUCGUCGUGGAAAGUUGAAGAGAGCGGUCGUGUACCAUGUCUGAAAGUUUUAAACUUGGUGAUCUUGUGUGGGCCAAGAUGAAGGGUUUCAGCCCUUGGCCCGGCCGGGUAGCUAUUCCUACCCCGGAGCUUAAGCCUCCCAAGAAGGCUACUAACGCCCAAUGCAUUUACUUCUUCGGCACCAACAACUAUGCUUGGAUCGAGGACAACAACAUCAAGCCGUACCAGGAGUUCAAGGAGCAGCUGAUUAAGUCCUGCAAGACUGCCGCCUUCAAGGAGGCAGUCAAUCAGAUCGAGGAGUUCAUCGUACAUCCGGAGAAAUUCGGUGACCUGGACGACCAUGCUCGUAAUGCCGAGGAAGAGUUUGACAAGUUGAAGGAUGUGCUCGAAGAAGAUGAGAAUCAAGAGGAGAAACCAGCUGACGAGGAGGUCGCUGGACCUGCUUCCGAGCCUACUACUUCUAAGAAAAAGAGUGCUACACCCAAGAUACGUUUGGGCAUUUCUAAGGUGAAGCCUAUUAAACGGUCGUCGUCAGCCGGCACCAAGUCGACUCCUCGCAAGAAGAGUAAGGCCAGUAUGUCUCGCUCCUACACGGACAUCGACGCAGCCAAUGAGAAGCCCUCGAUGCUGAACCACUCAUUCUCCAAGAAGUCCAGUCUGCUGCAUCGUCCAUCUAACAUUCUGCGUCCUGACACUCCGCCGUUGGACUUGGAGAAUGUGUCAGAGACUCUCCUGGAGAAGAACAUCCAAGCCAGCCAGAUGAAGUUUGGUUUCCUUGGCCUGGGCAUCAUGGGCAGUGGAGUGGUGAAGAAUCUGCUUAACUCUGGGCACAAGGUGGUCAUCUGGAACAGAACUGCUGCCAAGUGUAAAGACUUCGAGAAGGUGGGAGCGACGCUGGCGACGACACCAUGUGACGUGGUGGAAGAGGCUGACAUCACCUUUUCAUGUGUCGCAGACCCUCAGGCAGCUAAAGAGAUGGUGUUCGGAAAUUGCGGAGUGCUGCACUGUCCGUCCCUGGAGUCCAAAGGCUAUGUGGAGAUGACGUCGAUAGACUCGGACACGUCGCACGAUAUCGUCGAGGCUAUCAGCGGGAAGGGUGGCCGGUAUUUAGAAGCACAGAUCCAAGGAUCGAAAACGCAAGCAGAAGAAGGCACGCUGAUCAUCCUGGCGGCGGGCGACCGGUCCCUAUUCGAUGACUGCCAGUCCUGCUUCAAGGCGAUGAGCAAGAACUCCUUUUACCUUGGUAGCGACAUCGGUAACGCGUCGAAGAUGAACUCGGUGCUUCAAGUAGUGGGGGGCGUGUCCCUGGCCGCGCUAGCCGAGGGGCUCGCGCUGGCAGACCGCGCCGGCCUCAACCAGGCCGACCUACUCGACGUACUCGCACUCACUCCUCUCGCCUCGCCACACCUCAUACUCAAGGGACGAGCGAUGAUAGAGUCGUCGUAUUCGACACACCAGCCCCUAAUGCACAUGCAGAAGGACCUGAAGCUGGCGCUGGGUCUGGGCGACACGUUGGAGCAGUCGCUGCCGCUGACGGCGACGACCAACGAGAUCUUCAAGCACGCCAAGCGGCUCGGGUACGCCAACCACGACGUCGCCGCCGUCUACAUCAGGGCCAGGUUCUGAUCGCCCGACCCGCCGGGACCUUGCGAUUCUGAACACACCGACACUACUCACAACCUCACCACACAAUGAAAACUUCCAUUCUUCUAAUAUUUAUCAUGCAAGCCACUUUUGCAGAAUAUAAAAUGUUAAUCGUGACGCUAGUACAGUCACUAGGACUACAUCUAGCGAUGAAACUAGAAGAGCCAUUGUCCAGCUAAAAAUGGGAUGGUAAACAAAAUAUGUCUGUUUUUUAGACAUCAUUUUACGCUAUGUUAUAUGGAUUAGUAUAUAACAUUAAUUAGUGUCAUAUAUUCUGUAAAAGUUGCUCCAAAAUACUUGUGUAUUCUUAGGUCGUCGAAUCAUUUAAUGUUUUUUAACUGGUUUUAUGUAUUCAGUUUUAAAAUAUGAAUUAAUUUACCUAUGGUAUUGAUGAUUAGUGAUUUGUGCAUUUGAAAUCGAGGACAAUCACAGGGUACGGUUAUUGGAUGUUUUAGUUCAUUAUUUUUUUAAAUAAAUAAUAAUUUUAUUUUCUAUAUAAUUAGUCUCAUAAUCUCGGCUCUAAUGUUGCAAUCAGAAUAAAUAUUUUUAUUAAUAAAUCGCUUUGUGAAUAGAAAAUCGAAUGACCAAUCUCUCCUCGCUAAUCGAUGUUUAUAUUUUUAUCAAUGUCUUCUCAUGUUAGAUCGCAAGAAUUCUCAUUGUAUCUUUCUGUGUGCUGUGUACGAGGGUGACGAAGUGAGAAUCGUGUGAUGUAGUGUUCCCAGGAACUGUUGUGUUGGACUUGAAGCGUUGUAUUACAGCGUGUGUUUAUAUGUAAGUGUUUUAUCACAGGGUGGGCGAGGAUAGCUCUCUCACUCAUUGACUGACUAUAUCGUAUUCAUUAAUUACCUGAACUCAAGUUACUUGGGGCCAGCACAGUGUGACUUCCACUAUCACACCAGUUUCUUUACUUGACUACCCCGCAAUAAGUCCUAAAUAUGAGGAAUGCUCAUGUGAUCUGAGAGAGCUAUUGUCUUCACUCUGUGCUACCUACAACUCCAUGUGCAAAUGUUUUAAUCAGAUUAUAUAAAUAGAAAUAAAGAGAACAAGUAACAGCACAAUGUUGCCGUACCACUCUAUUUGUGUUUUAGAGUAACAGAUGUGUACGACAUUAUAAAUUCGUUGUUGUAUUAGCAAAUUAUAAGAUUAUAAUACAUUAGCAGUUCAGAAAUAGAUGUUGUGAGAGCUCAGAAUAAUUUGAUGUAACUUCAAUGUUGUGUAGUAGUGAAUUCGCUGUCACAGAGCCGUAAGCGUCCCGCAUAGCAACAUUCAAUUAACUUUAUUGUGGAAAUGUUAAUAUAAGACAAUUUAUUAGUUAAGUCACAAUGCAACGUCUGUUUAUUUCAAUAAACGGUUUACACUAAUACCUUCUCAUUUUAUUGUAGACUUCAAAAUAAAUCAAUCGGUGAUCGAUUGAUAAAGUAUUUUAUGACUGGGAAUUUUUCCUAUAUGGAGCCCUUCUUUUUUAUAUCAAAAAUUAUUAAAUAUAAGAGAGUAUGCAUUAAAUUGAUGUUUCUUUUACUAUAUAGUAAGUUACAAUUUUAAUGAAAAACACAUACAAAUCUUUCCUGUUUUCUUGGUUUUAGUUUAAGAUAUCAAAUGGACGUAAAUGAGUUUUAGAAUCAUUCGAGCACAUUGUGCAGUGUAUGUGUUGGGAGGUUUAUAUGUUGAU
Messenger RNA from Spodoptera exigua (beet armyworm), 3329 nucleotides. NCBI's taxonomy places the organism in Eukaryota, Metazoa, Arthropoda, Insecta, Lepidoptera, Noctuidae. The record is from the annotation of a GenBank genome assembly.